CGCGGCGGCGUGAGCCGGGGCGCGGCGAGCGGCUUGUCCGAGGCGCGCGCCGCGCUGGGGCUGGCGUUCUACCUGCUAGCUCUGCGGGCGCUCGUGCAGCUCUCGCUGCAACAGCUCGUGCUGCGCGGGGCCGCUGGUCACCGCGGGGAGUUCGACGCUAGCCAAGCCAGGGAUUAUCUUGAACAUAUAACAUCCAUUGGCCCCAGGACUACAGGAAGUCCAGAAAAUGAAAUUCUGGCCGUGCGCUACCUUUUGGAACAGAUUAAACUGAUUGAAGUUCAAAGCAACAGCCUUCACAAGAUUUCAGUAGAUGUUCAACGGCCUACCGGGUCCUUUAGCAUUGAUUUCUUGGGAGGUUUUACAAGCUACUAUGACAAUAUCACUAAUGUUGUGGUAAAGCUGGAACCUAGAGAUGGAGCCCAGCAUGCUGUUCUGGCGAACUGUCAUUUUGACUCAGUUGCAAACUCACCAGGUGCCAGUGAUGACGCAGUUAGCUGCUCAGUGAUGCUGGAAGUCCUUCGAGUCUUAUCAACAUCUUCAGAAGCUCUACAUCAUGCCAUCAUAUUUCUCUUUAAUGGCGCUGAGGAAAAUGUUUUGCAAGCCAGCCAUGGUUUCAUUACUCAGCACCACUGGGCCAGCUUAAUUCGUGCAUUUAUUAACCUAGAGGGAGAAGGUGUAGGAGGCAAAGAACUUGUGUUCCAAGCAGGUCCUGAAAAUCCUUGGUUGGUUCAAGCUUACGUUUCAGCAGCUAAACAUCCUUUUGCUUCUGUGGUGGCUCAGGAGGUUUUUCAGAGUGGAAUCAUUCCUUCAGAUACUGACUUCCGGAUCUACAGGGAUUUUGGAAACAUUCCAGGAAUAGACUUAGCAUUUAUUGAGAAUGGAUACAUUUAUCAUACCAAGUAUGACACUGCAGACAGAAUUCUAACAGAUUCCAUUCAGAGAGCAGGUGACAACAUUUUAGCAGUUCUUAAAUAUUUAGCUACAUCUGAUAUGCUGGCUUCUUCUUCUAAGUAUCGACAUGGACACAUGGUCUUCUUUGAUGUGCUUGGCCUGUUCGUCAUUGCUUACCCCUCUCGUGUUGGGUCAAUAAUAAACUGCAUGGUGGUCAUGGCUGUUGUUUUUUAUCUGGGCAGGAAAUUAUUACAGCCCAGACAUAAGACUGCUAACUACUCAAAGGACUUCUUGUGUGGACUUGGCAUCACUCUGAUUAGCUGGUUCACUAGCCUUGUUACUGUCCUCAUUAUAGCAGUGUUCAUCUCACUGAUUGGACAGUCUCUCUCAUGGUAUAACCACUUCUAUGUCUCCGUUUGUCUGUAUGGAACUGCAGCUGUAGCCAAGAUAAUAUUCAUCCAUACCCUUGCAAAAAGAUUUUACUAUGUGAAUACCAGUGGCCAGUAUCUGGGAGAAGUAUUUUUUGACAUCUCGCUGUUUGUACAUUGUAGUUUUCUUGUAACUCUCACUUACCAAGGACUCUGCUCAGCAUUUAUUAGUGCUAUCUGGGUAGCAUUUCCAUUGCUCACAAAAUUUUGCGUGCACAAGGACUUUAAGCAGCAUGGUGCCCAAGGAAAAUUUAUGGCCUAUUACCUUUUGGGGAUGUUUAUUCCUUAUCUUUAUGCACUGUACCUCAUCUGGGCGGUAUUUGAGAUGUUCACCCCCAUCCUGGGGAGGAGCGGUUCGGAAAUCCCACCUGAUGUUGUCCUGGCAUCCAUUUUGGCCGGUUGUGUGAUGAUUCUCUCUUCCUAUUUUAUUAACUUCAUCUACCUUGCCAAAAGUACAAGAAAAACCUUGUUAGCUUUAACUUUGGUAUGUACAGUUACAUUCCUCCUUGUUUGCAGUGGAACUUUUUUCCCAUACAGCUCCAAUCCUGCUAAUCCUAAGCCAAAGAGAGUGUUUCUUCAGCAUAUGACUAGAACAUUUCAUGACUUGGAAGGAAAUGUAGUUAAGCGUGACUCUGGAAUAUGGAUCAAUGGUUUCGAUUAUACUGGAAUGUCUCACAUAACACCUCACAUUCCCGAGAUCAAUGAUACCAUUCGAGCUCACUGUGAGGAGAAUGCACCCCUUUGUGGUUUUCCGUGGUAUCUUCCGGUACAUUUUCUGAUCAGGAAAAACUGGUAUCUUCCUGCCCCAGAAGUUUCUCCAAGAAAUCCUGCUGAUUUCAGACUUAUAUCCAAAGAACAAACACCUUGGGAUUCUGUAAAGCUAACCUUUGAAGCAACGGGACCCAGCCAUAUGUCAUUCUACGUUCGAGCCCUCAAAGGUUCAACACUUUCUCAGUGGUCUCUUGGCAAUGGUACCCCAGUCACAAGUAAAGGAGGGGACUACUUUGUAUUUUACUCCCAUGGACUUCAGGCUUCUGCAUGGCAGUUCUGGAUAGAAGUGCAGGUCUCAGAAGAACAGCCUGAAGGAAUGGUCUCUGUGGGCAUUGCUGCUCACUAUCUAUCUGGGGAAGACAAGAGAUCCACCCAGCUGGAUGCUCUGAAGGAGAAGUUCCCAGAUUGGACCUUUCCCUCUGCCUGGGUGUGCACCUACAAGCUCUUUGUCUUUUAAUCUUGUGGAUGAGCUCUAAGUAUAUGUCCAGUGGAUACUCCAUGUGACAUGGUUUCUCCAUGUUGUGUGGAUGUUUGUAAAGUAAGUCAAUGAAUUUUAAUGAGUAUAUAUUCAAAGAACUUUUUGGGUUAACACUCUUCAGCACCAAGCCUCCAAGGGUUAGGCUGUGAGGCAGUUGUGCAUGGCCUUUUUGACACUUGAAAAUGCCAGUUUUCUGGCACUUAAGCACAUGUGGGUACUGCCACUACACACAUAGGUCAUUUUAUAUGACCUUAAGGACAAAAGCCAACAAACCAGUAACUGCUCUCUAGGAUCAUGAAAGUUGUACAAUGUCAGACCAUUGUUAAUGAGUUAAAAGUCACUUCCAAUUAAAGCCCAUUGGCUGGGUGAGUGAAUGGGGGGUAGAGUGUCAUUCACUAGGGUAAGGAUUCCCCUUGAGCCUUCUCGAGAUCAUUGGAGAAUGACUGCCAUAAGCACUGUGGUAGAAGCAUUGGGCUUCUGGGGCUCCAAUCUGUGCCGGGAGUUGUUUGUUCAGGCUGUCUAAUCUCUAGGAUGUGCUCUGUACAAAAGUCUGGACUCCUCACGUAGGGCCCUAGAGUGCAUUGGUGACUCAGUCUGUCCCGGCAGUGGACAUUGGGCUUUCCUGAGGUGGUUUUCAAGGCCUUUCCUCUGAAACAUAUCUGCUCUCCUGCUCCAAUUUACCAGAGUGAGAAGGGGAAGCAUUUGUCCAGCUACCUUUCCUUCUGGGUUUCCACAGUUUUUUGUUUUGUUUUGUUUUUUUAUUCAGAAUAUUGUUUGUACAAGUACAUGACCUUAACUUCCUUCCUCAGAGCACUGAGUUGCCACUGUGGCUAUUCUGGGGUGGAAGGAGAAUGGGUGGGGGGCCAGUAUUUUAUAAAUAUUUAUUCUGUUUUCAUAGGAGUCCUCUGUUUUGCUAGGUUAAUUCUGUAGGAAUAAUUUUUAUUGAUGCACUGGGUCCACCUUUUUGUUUUCCAACUUGAUUAGUUGCUUGGUAACUCACUGUAUACAGCAGGGCUGGCUUUCUUGAGACUUAAAGUAGCUUAUUCUGAGAUCACUGUAUCUGUAGCUGUUGGAAUUCAAAUCCUGCAUUAAUAGCACUAGGACUUAAUGGUGUCUUUCAAAGAUAGGCACAUAGCUUGCAAGGUUUAUGGUAAUGGUGCACAGUAAUUGCAUCACAGGAGGAAAACUUGCUUGAAGCUGCCUGUGUGAUGUGUACAAUGUGUUUUAAUCAUGCUCCUCAUACUAAUUCAUAGUAACUAAUUUGUGACUUACUAAAAACUAACCAGGCCCAUGCAGCAGGGCUGUAGCCAGAGCCAAACGACAACAUGCUGGCUGUCAUAUACGCAUUGGCACUAAACACUGGAGGCGUUGCUUUUCCUAGACUUCAUAGAAAUCACUCUUAAGUACUUCAAGUGCUGGCUUUUACUACGUUUAUCUGUCAGGUAAUCCAUAAGAUUUGCAGGAUUUACAGCUUUUACAGAACUGAAGCUGUGAAGAAAAACUAGCGGUAAUAGUAGCUUCACUGAAUUUCAAAAUAUGUAUUUUUCUGUCCCUGUGGUUAAUCUGAAAAAGACUGCAAAAUCCCAUUUUGAGGACAUUGUAUGAAAAAUAGAUUGCUCCUUGGGAUUUUAUUUUCCUUUGGGAAGGAUACUGUUAUCCUCAAUAAUCAUGGUUUGCCUUUUAGUUUUGGGUUAUUUUCCCGUGCAAACAAUUCUCUUUCAUUUUGAUUUUCUUUACCAUUAUUAAGCUUGCAAACUGUGCAAGGGCAGAAACAAGAUGCUUACUAUUCUCAGGGCAUGCUUAAUUUUCUGGGAGAUUGUUUUAAUGCCAGAAAUUGUCAGUUACAUGCAGUAUUCAUGGCUCUGUUAAUAAGUACACUGUCACAUCAGUAGCUGUGAGAUUAAACUUUUUCUUUAAGAGUAUCUGAUCAUUUGAGUAACUUAUUUCUAAAAGUCUAACGAACUCAACAAUGCAUUUUUUUUUAUAGAACUUUAAAUGUAAGUAGCACAGAUACUGCAUAAUCAGGGAAAAUAUGAAGAACUGUGAUUUCAAAGUAGUUCUUUCCUCUGUUUGACCUAAGAAUGAUUGUUGCAUGAAGUGUUUCUGUUUUCACAGUUUAGCAGAUAUAAAUAAGCACGAUAAGAUUCCUUAAGCUGUUACCACCGAGGGGGCCACAAGCCAGCCUGCUGACUCAGGAAGCUGUAGGAAGAAUGAUUGUGUCUGUCUGUGUCUUUUUGCUGGUUUGCUGACUUGUUGACAAAUAACUGUUGCCUUACAAUGUUACUGAAAUAAACUUUUUUUUAACAUA
Messenger RNA from Tupaia belangeri chinensis (Chinese tree shrew), 4876 nucleotides. It is a transcript of the gene ERMP1, whose product is annotated as endoplasmic reticulum metallopeptidase 1. The annotation marks the transcript as partial. Gene Ontology annotation, molecular function: metalloexopeptidase activity. The transcript is spliced from 15 exons. Gene Ontology annotation, biological process: proteolysis. NCBI's taxonomy places the organism in Eukaryota, Metazoa, Chordata, Mammalia, Scandentia, Tupaiidae. The record is from RefSeq and is a predicted model, not a curated record.